Messenger RNA from Lachancea lanzarotensis, 1440 nucleotides. Its product is annotated as LALA0S01e10242g1_1. Gene Ontology annotation, cellular component: mitochondrion. Bases 1 to 1440 code for a protein of 479 amino acids. Gene Ontology annotation, biological process: carnitine biosynthetic process. Gene Ontology annotation, molecular function: oxidoreductase activity. NCBI's taxonomy places the organism in Eukaryota, Fungi, Ascomycota, Saccharomycetes, Saccharomycetales, Saccharomycetaceae. The transcript has a single exon. The record is from RefSeq and is a predicted model, not a curated record.
AUGAGACAGUGGAAAACGGCUUGGAGGCUUGGAAGACGCUUGAACAGUGGUGGGGCGCCAGGAAGGCUGGGAUCUGGCGUUUCGGGACACGGCCAAGGUCAGGAGCAUCCUUGGGGGAUUGUGAAGACGAUGUUCAACAAGGAGUCCACGACCGUCACUUACAAAGCACAAAAGGGCACACACACUGACGCUGUGCCACAAGUGACGGUGUCGUUUAGUAACUUGUUUCUGCGGGACUCUUCGCAAAGCUCGAAAUCCGUGGAUCCGAUGUCGGGCCAGAAACUGUUUAGAACCGGCGAACUGCUGGCCAAUCCGUCUGCCACCAUUCCGCAGAAUAUCGAAGUUUCGCCCGACAAACAGGCGCUGCGGAUCGACUGGGGCGAUGGCGACUCCUACAGCUAUCCGUUGGCGUUUUUGGACAAGUUUUCAGGCCACCCGAUCGACGACCUGGCCGUCAUGUCGAGGCCCUUCCAACAGCGGCAACAACCGGUCAAACCAGUGCUUUGGGAUCGUGACUUACUGAAACAAAACAUCGGGAACCUUUUGUCGGUCAACUACGACGCAUAUUCUAGUCCCACCAAUUCAGACGCUUUGCAUCACACGCUCGUCAAUCUCCGCAAGUUUGGAAUUUCGUUCAUUGCCGAUAUGCCUCAGGAACAGCCAGAAAAACUGCUGAAACAAGUGGCCGAACGUAUUGGUCCCAUCAGAAACUCGUUUUACGGCGAGACGUUCGACGUAAGGAAUAAAGCUGGCGCUGAAAACAUCGCAUACACCAAUCGACCACUUUCUCUGCAUCAGGAUCUCUUGUACCUGGACCACGCCCCGGGUUGGCAGAUCCUCCACGCUAUUCAAAACUCGUCUGAUGGGAGCGAAGCUGGCAUGAGCUACUUUGCUGACGCUUUUAAUGCUGCUCGUUUCGUUCGCGACACGGACGCUGAUGCCUAUGAGGCACUCACUCAAUUCCCCAUUAACUACCAUUACGAACGCAACGAAAACCGCUACUACAACUCAAGACCUCUAAUUGUGGAGAACGAAGUCAAUGCAGACAAUCUGACUUUGUUUGACUACGUUUCACUCAUAAAAGAGGUAAACUACUCCCCCAUGUUCCAGGCCCCAUUCACAUUUGGAAUUUGGGAGAAACCAAAGGGUCAAGACCUGACUACUGCUAGCGGAAAGCUUACACAACGGCUGUUAUUCAAAGAUUUUCUACGAGGACUGGCACUAUUCGAAAAGUUCAUCAACAUGCCUGAAAACCAGUUCAGGCUUAAAUUGCCAGAGAAUGCUUGUGUGAUUUUUAACAACAGGCGUUUGCUACAUGCCCGGACAGCAUUCUCUGGUGAAAGGUGGCUGCGUGGAUGCUAUUUGGAUGAUGAUGCGGUGAAAAGCAGAUUGCAGUACCUUGAAGAAGUAGAUGCAGAUUUAACUAAGUUAGAUAAGUAA